Diatraea saccharalis (sugarcane borer) is the source of this 3654-nucleotide messenger RNA. The record is from the annotation of a GenBank genome assembly. Lineage: Eukaryota; Metazoa; Arthropoda; Insecta; Lepidoptera; Crambidae.
GAGACUUUGACAAGACGCGUGAUUUUAAUUAAAUAAUUUUUCUCGAUCCUAUUAAUUUGCGAUGUAAAUUCCUCCAUAUUUUAAUAUUUAGUCAUAAGUUAUUCAAUAUGUCUAAUAAACAUCUUCAAAGUUCUAAUAUUACAGCUCAAAAUCAGCUUAUACAAUGGAUAAACGAAGCUGGUAUGGCAGAGGGAACCAAAAAGGUGAACUUGCUAAGAAAAGUUAUCGAAAUCCUACUGCAUUCUGCCUCACAAAUGUUACCUGUAUAUAUGGAAAACAUUCUAAGUUAUGUUAGUGAUAAAUCUAACGAUGUUAAGAAACAAGUAAUUGGUUUUAUUGAAGAAAUAAGCAAACUUCACCCUCAGUAUCUACCAAAAGUGAUUGGUCAACUACGACUUUUCAUAUCAGAUACAGUAGUAGCAGUACAAAAGCGAGCUAUACAAGCUGCAAGUAUUGUCUAUAGAAAGACUCUGCUUUGGAUAUGUGACACUUCUGCAGAUCUGUCUGAAAUGCAGCUUGUUUGGGAGAAUCUCACCCAGUUAAAGCUUAUGGUGUUAAACAUGAUAGAUAGUGAUAAUGAGGGUAUUCGCACACACUCAAUUAAAUUCUUGGAAGAGGUGGUGCUUCUGCAAAGUCACGGUGAAGGUUCUUCUGACGACGAGUUCUGUUUGGACGAUCUGCCAACUAACCUACCCUUCAUAAAUAGGAGAGCACUAGAAGAAGAAUCUGAGCAUAUUUUUAAACUGCUCGUAAAAUUCCACAAUUCUCAACAUAUUUCUAGUGUCAAUUUGAUGGCUUGUAUGACCACACUAUGCCUCCUGGCUAAAUUCAGACCUAAGUUCAUGCCCCGAGUCAUACAAGCUCUAGGUGAUCUGCACACUACAUUACCACCAACCUUAUCACAGUCACAAGUGAACUCUGUAAGAAAGCAUUUGAAAAUGCUACUCAUAACCUUGAUAAAACACCCUUCAUCAAUUGAAAUGAUGCCACAACUUACCCAACUAUUGAUCGAUAUUGGAAUGACAACACAGGAAAUAAAUAAAGUGGUUCCAAAAGAACGGAGAAAUAAAAGACUUGGUGAAAUAAAGAAUGGGGAUACACCAUCCAAAAGGAUAAGAGUUGAUUCACCCCAAAGUAACAGCCAAGGCAGCGACAGCAACAGUCGCAGCGACUUUAUAAUGUUCGAGGAUACUACUACCUCGGAACCAAGUCAAGCUUUACCAAAGCCAAACGUAACUGAAGAGAGUGUUCUAGAUGGUCUAAAUAAUGUUGAAAUCGUUGUUAGUUUAGUAACAGCGACAUUAGUGAACUGCCUCCCAGCAGAGAUGCCGGCCAAUUUCGUCGAUCUCUACAAACCAAUACCGAAUUCCGGGAGCAAAGCACAAAAAAAGAACUUAGCGAAAAUGAUGUUAGCUUUGAUCAAGGAGGAACCUAUUGCAACGUCUUCAGUUACAAAACCAGCUCCGCCUCAAUCAGCUUUUUCUGAUAUUGCAGCUAAAAUACCUUUACUCCGCGACGAUGAUGAAAAGAUAACACUGAAAAAUGCUGUAGCUAAGUUACAAGAAUCGACGAAAGCCGACAGACAAGUCGAGAGUGCUGUAUCGAAGCUGAUGGAAGAAACAAGACAGGAACACUUAAAAGAGGAGGAAAGGAAAGCAAAAGAAAAAGAGAAACCGAUACCGCCACCGACGCCGACAGUACCGAAACUCAAACAGAAGGUCAAAUUGCUUAAGCUUCAAGAAAUAACACGUCCAAUACCUAAAGAAAUAAAGGAGAGGUUGUUGAAACAAUCUGUUAAUCGGAUAUUAAGAGCAGAGAAAGAGAGUGCCAUCGGCGGUGUCGCUCAUAUACGAGCUAAAUUUAUAACGAUAUUCGCAUCAAGUUACACACCAGAAAUAAGAGAAUUAGUUCAGAAUUACAUUUUGGAAGACCCACUUAGUAGGAUUGAUUUGGCACUGUCAUGGUUGUAUGAAGAGUAUGCUUUUAUGCAGGGCUUCAAUCGUCAUCCUGUUACAUUGCAACCGAAGCUGCACGAAAAACAUGAUCAGAAUUAUAGCCAGCUACUUUGUGUAUUGAUAACGCAGAUCUGUGAGAGAGGGGACCCUAUUAUGGAAAACAAUAGGGACGUUUUACUAAGGAAGAUAUAUUCAGAGGCGCCGGUGGUGACCGAAGAGGCUGUAGAUUAUCUUAAACAUUUAGUGACCGAAGAAAAAGUAGCGUUGGUAGCUUUGGAAAUAUUAGAAGAUCUAUGUUUGAUGAGACCUCCGCGAGCUCACAAAUUUGUUGCUGCGCUGGUGUGUCAUGUCUUGAACGAAAAUGAAGAAAUACGCGACAUUACCAUCAAAUCGGUGUUGAAAAUAUACCUACAGGGCUCUGAAGCCGUCAAGAGAGUGAUAGAGAAGCAUGCUAUGUUAUACUUGGGCUUCAUAUCGCUGUCCAGCCCUCCGCAAGAGUUGCUCACUCACAGACAUUCCACGCGGACGCCAUGGACCGACGAAUUGUUCAAAAUGUGUCUAAAUUUGAUUAUGGCGUUAUUCCCAUAUAACGAAGAAUUAAUAUUGGAAGUGGCGCGAGUAUAUGGAUGUGCGGGUUCGGACGCGAAGCGUGUAGUGUUGCGGGCGGUGGAGGGGCCCGUCCGGUCGCUGAUCGCCGCACCGGACGCGUCCGAAUCAACGGACCGGACGGGUCCGUCCGAACACGAGGGACGGACGGACGGCCAACUGAGACCCGCUUUCCGCGCUCUGCUGGAAGAGUGCCCUCGCGGCGCUGAGACUCUCCUGACAAGAUUGGUUCACAUAUUCACUGAGAAAGCACCCCCGUCUCAAGAACUGGUCUCGCGCGUACGAGAACUGUACGCAACGAGGGUGUCCGACGUUCGAUUCCUUAUUCCAGUUCUUACCGGUCUAUCUAAAAAGGAGAUUUUGGCAGCCCUACCAAAGCUUAUAAAGCUCAAUCCUGUUGUAGUGAAGGAAGUAUUCAACAAACUCCUCGGCUUGCAGAACCCUAAUGAGGAAUCACCGAUUGAUCCAGUGGAGUUGAUGAUCGCUCUGCAUCUGAUCGAUCCGAGCAACGCCGAUUUGAAAUAUAUAAUUAAAGCGACGGCGCUUUGUUUCGGGGAGAAGAACACUUACACGCAGGACGUGUUAUCCGCGGUGCUGCAGCGGCUGGCCGAGCAGCCGCAGCUGCCGGUGCUGAUGAUGCGCUCGGUGCUGCAGGCGCUGACGCUGCACCCCGCGCUGGCGCCGCUCGUGCUCAACAUCCUGCAGCUGCUCGUCGAGAAGGAGGUGUGGAAGAACAAGGUGGCGUGGGAGGGGUGGCUGAAGUGCACGGAGCGCCUGCUGCCGCAGUCCGGGUUCCUGCUGUGCGCGCUGCCGGCGCGCGCGCUGCACGCGGGGGCGGGGGCGGGGGCCGCGGGGGCGGGGGGCGGGGGCGCUGCUGCGGCGCCACGUGGGGGCGCUGCCGCCGCACGAGAGGAGCGCGCUGCCGCCGCACGUGCUCGCCGCCGCGCAACAGGUGAACGCAAUACCGUAUUGUCCUGAUUGCAGGCCAAUUGGCGUGAUGACUCAUUUUUGUUUGUUUGGCCGGCAGAUGAUUGAAGAAUAUUGAACGCGUAUUUUUUUUUAUUUGUUACAUUAAUCAAUAAAUUACGGUGAU